Molecule: messenger RNA, 1329 nt
Organism: Penicillium lagena
Lineage: Eukaryota; Fungi; Ascomycota; Eurotiomycetes; Eurotiales; Aspergillaceae
Gene: ssn3
Product: cyclin-dependent serine/threonine protein kinase SSN3
Exons: 3
Coding region: 1-1329 (442 amino acids)
Biological process (GO): protein phosphorylation
Cellular component (GO): mediator complex; nucleus
Molecular function (GO): ATP binding; cyclin-dependent protein serine/threonine kinase activity; RNA polymerase II CTD heptapeptide repeat kinase activity
Source: RefSeq, a predicted model, not a curated record
AUGAGCCUGACCAACCCGCCCUCCUCCGGCUCCCUCUCUGCCCGCUCACGGCCGCCCGCGCAAUCGCUCAAAAGAAGCUUGCAGGCCACUGUCGAUGAGGCCAUCGAUUCCAGGAGAUCCGCAGGAGGGGGCUAUACCAGCAAAGUCCGCGUACGAGACAGGUAUCACAUCGUCGGGUUCAUCAGCAGCGGAACCUAUGGGCGGGUGUAUAAGGCCGUCGGCAAAAAUGGCCAGAAGGGAGAGUUUGCAAUUAAAAAAUUCAAGCCGGACAAGGAGGGCGAGUCGAUCCAGUACACCGGUCUGUCGCAGUCCGCCAUCCGCGAAAUGGCUCUCUGCACCGAACUAUCGCAUGCAAACGUCGUACAACUGGAGGAAAUCAUCUUGGAGGACAAAUGCAUAUUCAUGGUGUUCGAGUAUACCGAGCACGACUUGCUACAAAUUAUCCAUCACCACACACAACCUCAAAGGCACGCUAUCCCGGCGGUCAUGGUCCGAUCAAUUCUUUUCCAGCUAUUGAAUGGAUUGCUAUACCUCCACACAAACUGGGUCCUCCAUCGCGAUCUAAAACCGGCCAACAUCCUCGUCACCUCGAGCGGAGCCAUCCGGAUCGGCGAUUUGGGUCUCGCGCGACUAUUCUACAAACCCCUCAACUCUCUCUUCUCUGGUGACAAGGUCGUCGUCACAAUCUGGUACCGCGCACCCGAGCUGCUGCUGGGCAGUCGACACUAUACCCCAGCAGUUGACAUGUGGGCCGUUGGCUGCAUUUUCGCCGAGCUCCUCUCCCUCCGCCCAAUCUUCAAAGGCGAGGAGGCGAAAAUGGACAGCAAGAAGACCGUCCCAUUCCAACGGAACCAGAUGAUGAAGAUCGUCGAGAUCCUAGGCCUUCCCCGCAAAGAGACCUGGCCGGGCCUCGUCUCGAUGCCCGAAUAUUCACAGCUCCAGUCCCUGGUGCUCCACCGCCAACCAGCCCAUUUCCAUCGCGGCUCCAACCUCGAGGGCUGGUUCCAGAGUUGCAUGAAGAAUGGCGGGUACUCUUCCAGCUCCAACACUGGAACUCCGGGUACAGACGGGUUCGACCUACUGUCCCGCAUGCUGGAAUACGAUCCGACAAAGCGGAUCACCGCCCAAGAAGCACUCGAGCACCCCUAUUUCGCGAAUGGCGGACCCAUCAGUGCGAACUGUUUCGAUGGGGUCGAGGGCAAGUAUCCCCAUCGCCGGGUUACGCAGGACGACAAUGAUAUUCGCACGGGCAGUCUUCCCGGUACGAAGCGGAGUGGGCUGCCGGAUGACUCGUUGAUAGGGAGGGCGUCGAAACGGCUAAAGGAGUGA